AUGAGAAAAAUAGAUUCAAUAAAGUAAGAAUAAAAGAGUAAAGCAGAAGCAAUCUUAGUAAGCCUGCAAUAAGAAGUUGAGGUAAAAUAAUAAUUUAAUUAAUAUAAUAGGGAUCAUUCAACAGAAUUGAUGCAUAACUUGAUCAACUCUUCAAUGAUGAACGUAGUUUGAUCAACAUUUAACCAUCUGAAGUAUCAUCAGAUGUACCAAAAUUUACUUCUAUUAUUUUACCUCAAUUUAAAAAUAACGAUUUCUCAUAAUAAAUCAUUUCACAAAUGACCCCUUUAAUCAAAACUAAUAUUUAAACUCAACUAAAAAACAACGAACAACUAAAUCUAAAACCAUUUACUUAUUAAUUAAUAUAAUAGAACUCAAAAAAAUAGACUGAAUCUUGUAAUGCAAUUGCUGUUAAUAAGGAUUGUUCAAUAUUGGUUGCUGGAUAUGGAAGAUCAAUUAAAGUGUUUGAAUUUAAAUAAGGAAACUUGAAAAACGUUUCCCUUUUAUAGGAACAUCAUGAUUAUAUUUAUACUUUGAAUUUCAUGAAGAGAUAGGAUUAGUUUAUAUCUGGGAGUGGUGAUAAAUAGAUAAUUAUUUGGGGAAGAAAUGAAAAUAAUACAUGGAUUUGUUAAUACAAAUUGACUGGACAUUAAAAGUAUAUCUAUUGUUUAAUUAUAAAUGAUAAUGAAGAUCUUAUUGUAUCUGGUGGCUGUGAUAAUAGAAUUAAAUUUUGGUAGAAGUAGAAUCAAUGGUUGUGUGCAUAGACAAUCGCUGAUCAUAAUGAUUUUGUAUAUGCAUUAAGUUUAAAUGAAUCAUAAGAUAAAUUAAUUUCUUGUGGAAAUGAUAAUUUGAUAUUGGUAAUGGAACAAUCAGAAUAGUAUAAAUAAUGGAUUGUUAUAUAAAAGAUUACAGUUGAAAUAGGUGGAGUUCGAUUAUGCUUUAUAGAUAACAAUUAAUUCACAUUCUAGCCUUGGUAGAAAGAGCACAUGGAUAUUUAUGAGAUGAGUAGUUCGAAUAAAUAGUUUACCAAGACAAAGGAUAUUCCUGUAAAAGGUGGUUAAGAUUGCUGUUUGUUUCCUUAAUAAUAUAUAAAAUCAAAAUGUAUUCUUGUAAAUAAAAAUGGUUCAAAUGUGAAUUUAAUAAGAAUAAAACAAAAUGCUGAGAUUAUAAUCCAGUAAUCUAUUCAAUUACAAACUUGGGAUACAUAUGGAUAUAUGACUGAUGAUGGGUAGUAUCUGAUCACUUGGGAUACUAAUUCGAAAGAAUAUUAGAUUAGGAAAUAUUAAGAAUUAUGA
Paramecium octaurelia is the source of this 1292-nucleotide messenger RNA. The record is from the annotation of a GenBank genome assembly. Lineage: Eukaryota; Ciliophora; Oligohymenophorea; Peniculida; Parameciidae.